AUGAGUAACACCGAGAAGAAAAGUAAGAUUCCUUCGGCACCAACUUUUGCAACAAGCGGUAACUUGUUAUCCAACGUAGCACCACCUACUCAACUGCCAAAUUUUGUUACUACAACGACCGUCGCGCCUGUUAUCCCAGCUCCCCAAAUAGCAUCUCAUAUUCAACCUAUUCCUUUGGAUCAAUUACCGCCGCAGAUAGUUAAAAAUGAGGAGCCCCAGCCAGUACAACAGACACAUCAUCAAAAUAACCCAUCACCUGAUUCUCCAGAGAAGUUUAGUCCUGCAAUUCCAUUAUCAAAAGGUGAGCCGACACUCCCGAUACGCUCACCUGAAGAUUCAUUGACAACGCUGACACCAGAGUCUAUGACAGAAUCAAUAUCAGAAAUUGAUAAAAUUGGUGAUGUAAUGCCAGGUAGUGGAUUACUAACUUGGAUGAAAGGGGCUGUAUCUAGCGGAGGGUUAUUGCAGAAGGUUGCCGAGAAGGCAAAGAGUUCAGUUGACUCAAUGAUUACUACAUUGGACCCGCAGAUGAAAGAAUAUUUAAGAAGCGGAGGUGACUUAGUUAUAGUGGUGGCAUCUGAUAAAGAAGUGAAAAUAUCACCAAUAAGAGAGGCAUUUCAGACAGUUUUUGGCAAGGCGACUGUAAUUGGCUAUGCAGCCCAGAGUGACGUCACAGCGGCUCAGCCAGUCGGCUACGCGGCCGCAUAUGCAGCCGCCAAGCAACGUAUAGCAUACAUACGAUCACACAGUGACCUCACUAACAACGUGCCAGUUGUAGCAGUCGAAGGAUUCAUACAGGAGCCCAUUGCUGAUAGAUGGUACGAACUAUCUCUGCUAGUACUAUCUCAGCCAUCUCUAGGUGUGGAGCAUCAAGUGUUGUCUCAGAGCACCCCCGUACCUUCAGCGGUGGUGACCGCAGCCCGCGCUUCCACGCAGGAGUACCAACAUGAGCAGACCGGCUUCAGUGUAACCGUUGGAUCUAUUAUGGCUGCUAACUUGAAGGUACCACAUACUCAAUGGCAGGAGGCUGCAACUGGUGUGUCUCGGAGGGAGAUUCUGUUAUUGGCUGCUAAAUCACUCGCCGGGUCAUACAAGAAGUUACUAGCAGUUUCAGCGGCGGAGACUUAA
Molecule: messenger RNA, 1128 nt
Organism: Danaus chrysippus (African queen)
Lineage: Eukaryota; Metazoa; Arthropoda; Insecta; Lepidoptera; Nymphalidae
Source: the annotation of a GenBank genome assembly